AUGAAGCUGCGAUAUUAUCGCCACGUCCGAGACUUCGAUUUCCGGAUACCAGAGACUAUAUUUGACAAGGAUCCAGUAAGCCUUAUCUUUCUCAUUAUUAAUUUGGUGGAUUUCUGUCUCUUUUAUGUGUUGCGUGAGCUUCAUCCUGAUUCCCCGCUUCUAAUGUAUUUUCUAUGGAUUCCGUUACAAAUUCUUAUCACCUACGAUGCAAUCAACUUUACUAUCCAGUGCACUCGGUAUCACAUACGGUUUUUGACGUGGUAUUAUAUUAUGUGGACUGUCUCUAGGAUUUCCGCUGUGGUUUCAGUUAUAGUGGUGCCCUUCAUUCUCAGGGCUGGGGUAAGCCAAUUAUACCACUAUCACAUGGGCAGUUUCAGCAUAUAUCGAGGGCUGCUUCCCAGUCUCGGUCCAAUCUUUCGCAUGAAGGAGAGUCAUACCCGUUGGGUUAAGGAAUAUUAUAUCCCCGACUUUGUCAAGUCCAUAAUCCGCAUAUCGUACUCAGUCGUUGCCUUCAUAUUUUGCUAUGCUGGGCUUUUCCAAAUUUUCAACUUUCCCCUUGGGACGUUCUCAAUAAGCACAAUUGAUGCAGUUUAUUAUACUAUGGUUAGCAUUGCCAGCAUAGGCUACGGUGACAUCUAUCCGACAAAUAACUUUUCAAAGGUGGUGCUCUGUCUCUACAUAAUAGCCUUCCUGGGAAACCUGCCUAUCUUUGUUAGGAAUAGCACAGAAGAGCUGCACGUUACUCGGCUACUACACAAACUAAGGUCAGCCUGCAAAAAUGGAAUUACUAUUAUUUCCGAUCAAAACAUAUCGUUUGUCUUUCUCCUCAGGCUUAUCUUGCCGGCAAAUAUUCACAUUGGCCUGAUAGACGUCACUGAAGACGAGAAUCCUCACUUACGCAACACCUGCUACAGCUUCAAUAACGUAGGCUACAUCAAUCUGAACACGUGCGGGGAGAAUACAGCAAGGCGGGCGCUAGACUAUGAAUUCCUGGUCAACAGCCUGGUGGGUAGAAGCAGAAAGAUUGUCGUGCUGUCUCCAGUGUCAUCUUCAACCAUGGCGGACAGCACCUGUCUGGCUAUGGCACUCAAUUGUGGCAGAGUUGCAAAAGUGGAUACACAGUUAAUUGUGAUGACCCGGGAGGGUGGACGUUCCCAGACACUGCAGUCACACAUUGGCGCCUACCACGAGAAUUGCUACAUAGUGGAUAUGACCGACUUUAGUGCAAAGAUACUUGUUUUGGCGAUACUGUUCCCGGGGUUUGCUACCUUCUUCUUCAACAUCAUGCUCCCCCCUCAUGUCUCUUUACAUAAACUUGAGAAUCGAACGGCAGAUUUCUAUAAUGAAAGAGUAAGGAGAGUGAGAAUCCGCACGCGUCUCCUUUUGGCAAACGCACGAGCAAAGGGUAAGAAGCAUCAAAGUGGUAGACGAUCCAAGCUAUACUGCAAGUCCAGAUCAGACGAUGUUUUCCCGUCCAGCUCUCUACCUGGCAUGCAGGGGCUUGAGUUCAAUAAUAGUGCACAGAAUACGCUCGAUGCAAACCAGCACAUGUACUCUUCUCAUGUGCGCUUCACGGAUCUGAAAAAGCGAUAUACCAUGGACCUGUCUAGCAGCUCGACCAUGUCCUUGUACAAGGAGUACUAUCCAUGGGGAGUCAAUAAUAAAGAUAGUGAUGUGCAGGAUAAAAAGUCGUAUGUUCCGAAGGCGUACUCAAUAGCUGCACUUAGAGACAAACCAACUGGCCUUGUGAAGAGCCCCUCGUUGCCAGAAAUUCCAUAUGACAACAACGCAAUCGCUAUAGCAGUCUCGACACCCAAUCUUGGCACCGUUCUCCCCGUGCCCAUCACCCUGGAGACCAUGCAAACAGCCUGUGCUGACUAUUUCGGUAAAGAGAGCCAGCAACAGAGCACAUCUUUCUCUAAUGUGUCGUCUGUUCCAUCUAUUGAUAAUAUAGCUGCCCUAGAGACUCGCUACUCGAGGCGUUCCUUUCAAGCAGGGCGGACAAAGGAGCCCCGUUUACAAUUCGAAGCAGCUCUAACCCAGUUUAUAUCGAAAAUAACCAAGUUCCCCACUCUUGAGUUUCUACGAUCCACCAUUGACAUUCCCGUUUUUGAUUUCCAUCCCGGCCUGGUGCACGACAAUAAGUGGCGUGCAUGGCUUUCCUUUGAGCAAAACAAGCAGGUACACCUAUUUCUUCCUGCCAUGGUCGCUGCCACUGAGCCGCUGGACACAAGCACGACAUUUAGCUCAAAAUCCAAUAACUAUCCAUCUAAAUCAAAGUACUUGCGCAAGAGCUCUAUCGACCUGGAAACUAUGGUGCGCAAUUGUGGGGCGGAUACCACUAGUGACCGCUUCCGACCCCUUGCUGUAAUAAUUAACAAGCGUGUUCUUCAGCGUAAAGAAGAUGAUUGCCUCAACUAUGAGGAUACAUUUGUCAAGAAGUGGCGCUUCACUAAUCAGCUUUUUAAGUUCGACAUUUGCUGCAAUCUGCACGAAGGACUCACGAUGGACAAGCCUGAUCUGCUGGGCAUUACUAAGCGGUUUCCGAUUUAUGAAGUCAAGCACAACAAUGAGCAAAUAUGGAGCAAAACUUCUAAGAUGACAUCCGCAAGUAAGGCCAUAUACUCUCUCAAGCAGCUAUCUGCACACCUCCCCAUUGCUGAGCAACCCAGUGAGUUUCUAGGCGAUAUGUCCAGUAUGCUAUCAUUGUCAAAGAUUGACGAGCUGUCCAUGCAAAGUGCCCAGACCAAUAUCCUUUCACCGCCUACGUUACUGAAUAGAGUCUCUCUGAACGCCAUGUCACGGGCUUACUCUCCUGAUGCAGAGUCUUCAAAACAAAUACCACCUAUAGACAAUUCACUUGAACAAGCGAUAGCUCCGCCAGAAAACCCUGUGAACCCAGUAUCUAAUACCACAGGCCUGAAAAGCAUUCUGGGGAAGAAAAUCUCAACCCUAAUGAGUGAGUACAUUGGGGUACUGAAUCCACAAUUUGACGAUUUUGUAAUAACUAGCACAAUAAUGAAUCAUACACUAUCCUUGGGUGCACUGCAGCAGGUUAAGCUAUCGGCCAGGAACGUCAGCUCACUUGGACUUAUUAUAUUAAAUGACCUAGAUCCAAAGCUUUUUUAUGCAACAAUGUUUAUGCUCAUGGAUCUUCAGAAGAUAGAUAGCAUGGUGCUAGUGUUUGACUGUGUGAGCGACGAGAUGAUAACUAAAUACCGGGGCAUGUUGUACAAAAUGGCAUCUAAAUUGGUUGAGCGUGUACGCUGCUCCAUGCCCAAGAAGCAGACUCUUUGUAGGGCACCAUUCCUUGAGCAAGCAUAUUCUAGCAGGGCUGUGCUGUCCAUGCCGUACCGUCAAGCCUCCGUCGCCCAUGUCAAUCCAACCGCUGAGCACAACCUCGAUUCAUCUGGUACCAUGAAGCUUGACAUGUGCUUCGGAGAUGAACAGAUGAGCUCGUCUCAGGAACACGAGAUAGAUGCUGAGUGUGUGGGACACUCGCAGACUCUGUCACGUGAGCUUUAUGUUGUUAACCAAGAGGAUACGAUCUUGACGUAUGCCUUACCCAGUGAAGACAAGGACGGCUACCUCAGCGAAGGGAAGUCAAAGACUUUCACCAUCAAAAUGUUCGCCAUUGACUCAACAAUCCCCGAAGAAUUGACUGACAUAGGAUUUGCAGAUCUCGACAGGGCCAUGAUCGUGAACCCGCUCGACAACUCGGUGGCAACAGAGGGUCAUCUGCUCCUUACAAAGUCUGCAUGUGAGAUGAUAGGCCAUACGGACGUGAUUGUCUACUCCUUAGACGUAUAUAAUACGCUAAUGCUUCACGAUCUUGGAUUUGGUGACAACUAUCGAUCCGGAUCCUUCAUUCCGAGCAUCGAGGCCAUCCUCACAGGCACAUUUAUUCAGUACUCUGAGAAUGCACUGACGGCGCUAAUGCUUAUGAACAAAAUUUACGCUUACAAAGAUUCCGUCAUUGUCUACCAAGUGUUAUUCGACGAUCGUACACAUACGCAUACAAUAUUUGCCAGUACGCGGGGAGCGAAUACCCUCAACAAUAUCAAGAAUAGACGCUUUUCCCAGCGAGUGUUGACUGUGGAGGCCCUCCAGAGCUUUCUUGGCGGAUGCGGACUGGAGGUCCUCUACUACAGCAUAUGCGGAUGCAUCCUUGUUGCACCGGAGCCUAGCUUGUUUGUCGAGCACAAAGACUUCAUUGUAGCAUAUAGCGUUGAUUUAUUUAAACAAUUUUGA
Messenger RNA from Giardia duodenalis, 4251 nucleotides. Its product is annotated as Ion channel family protein. The transcript has a single exon. The record is from RefSeq and is a predicted model, not a curated record. Bases 1 to 4251 code for a protein of 1416 amino acids. Lineage: Eukaryota; Fornicata; Diplomonadida; Hexamitidae.